AGCUCAAUGGCAGAGUGCCCGCCCUGGACAGUGACGUAACGCAGCUCUACACCAAUGGGAUUUGGCGGAUGAAGCUGCCUUCAUUUUAGCAAAACCAGUUGCUGGGUGUGAAUGCGCCUCUGCUGUUCUGCUGUUUGCGUGCAGCUUGUGUCCUGCCGUAGAAAAGAGGAGUCCUGUGGUAAAAUUGGCAAAGGGAGACUUUGAAGACCUGGCAGUGCGAAGCUCCGCACGCUAGAAACGGACUCAAGACUAGCUACCAUUCAGAAGCUGCAGUGGAUGGCCUAGGACAUAUUCACAAAUAUCAGAUUUACUGAGCUCAGCGGCCCACCAUGAGUGGCCAUGUGGAGAAAAAUGCCCAGACCGUCAGCCCUGACAUGCCAGCCAUGUUUGAUGGCAUGAAGUUGGCUGCAGUGGCCACUGUGCUCUACAUCAUAGUGCGCUGCCUCAACCUGAAGAGUCCCACAGCUGCCCCAGAAAUCACCUGUCAGGAUACCGCGCUUAACCGCUACCUGCUCAAGUCCUGCUCCAUCUUAACCAAAGAGUAUAUUCCACCAUUGUUGUGGGGUAAGAGUGGGCAUUUUCAAACUGCGCUCUAUGGAAAGAUGGGCAGAGUGAGCUCUCCUCACCCAUGUGGCAUGCGCUUGUAUCUUCCCAUGCAAGAUGGAGCUACAGCUACGUUUGACCUUUUUGAGCCUCUUGGUGACCAUCUAACUGGUGAUGAUAUAACCAUGGUGAUUUGCCCUGGGAUUGGUAACCACAGUGAGAAGCAUUACAUUCGCACCUUUGUGGGUUACUCCCAGAAACAGGGCUACAGAUGUGCUGUUCUAAACCACCUGGGGGCUCUUCCAAACAUUGAACUCACAUCCCCACGGAUGUUCACCUAUGGCUGUACCUGGGAAUUUUCAGCCAUGGUGAGCUACAUCAAACGGGCAUUCCCCCAGACUCGGCUCAUAGUGGUGGGCUUCAGUCUAGGUGGGAACAUUGUGUGUAAGUUCUUGGGGGAGAACCAGGCCAAUCAGGAAAAGGUGCUGUGCUGUGUGAGUGUCUGUCAAGGCUAUAGUGCGCUAAGAGCUCAGGAGACUUUUCUACAGUGGGACAGGUGCAGGAGGCUUUAUAACUUUCUCAUGGCAGACAACAUGAAAAAGAUCAUCCUAUCCCACAGAGGAAGCCUGUUUGGCACACGGUCCAGAAAAAUGGAGAUAAUGGACCUAAGUCGCCUGUAUACAGCCACAUCUCUGAUGCAGAUAGAUGACAACAUUAUGAGAAAGUUUCAUGGUCAUGACUCUUUAAAAGAAUAUUAUGAAAAGGAAAGCUGUGUACAUUACAUUCACAAUGUGAAUGUUCCUCUCCUCUUGGUGAACUCAUCAGAUGACCCUCUAGUCCAUGAAUCCCUACUAACCAUACCUCGGACACUAGCAGAAAAGAAAGAGAAUGUAAUCUUCGUGCUGACGCUGCAUGGAGGGCACCUAGGCUUCUUUGAAGGUGCUGUGCUCUUCCCUCAGCCUCUCACCUGGAUGGAUAAAGUUAUUGUCAGUUAUGCUAAUGCUAUCUGCCAGUGGCAGAAGCAGCAGCCACAAUGCCACCAAGCAACAGACUGCACAGAACUCAAAGGCAAAGCUUAACACUUCUCCAAUGGCCUGUUCACUCUAAAGAGUAACUCAAGCGCAUCCAAUGCCUGAUGCAUUACCUGGGUGUAUACUGAUGAAAGGAAGUCUUACACAUUCACAUAUCUCCAUAACUACAGCCGGUUUUCAGCUCAUUAAUAUCAAAUCUUUCAGCACAAAGUCAAUAAAACAUACACAGUGGGCUGAAAUAAAUGAUAAAUGAUAAUGCAGUUUAUGAAAGGAGGUCUCCGAGGGCAUAUAGGCUGUUAGUGAUAUGCCUCUUUAGGCCAGUUGAUUAAUGGGCAUUUAGUGAGAAGGGAAAGGGCACAUGUUCCAGCAUUUGAACAUGUUCUUUGUGAGAUGUGAAACUUCCGCAGCAGUAUAGUCAGGUCAUUUCCAAGGGAAAAGGAAUUGUUGAAUCUUGGUUUCAGUUUAUUCUGAUGUCCUAAGAAUGUCUUAAGCCCAGACACUCCUGUUGUGGGCAGUAGGUUUGUGCUAGCUGCUGAUGGGCAAUGCUUAUAAGGGAAGUAAAACAACAAUCAAGUAGACGAACAAGAAACCCUUUAGUUUUAGUUGAUUUCCUCUGUGUGACACUGCUGCCCCCUGCUGGCUAAAAGUAAAGGAUUUUAUUUUAUUAAAGGUCUGAAAAACAGGAAACGUGGAUUAUAAGAACACAUUCAUGACCAAGCAGUUGAGGAUUAAAUGAGAAAUCUGGGUGUGUAUGUACAUGUGUUUAUAAAGCAAUAACAUAGCGGUUCAUUUUGCCAUGUUGAUUAUUAGUGCUGAGUUUACUGCUGUGUUUAUGUCUAUGAAUAUUGUGCUGCUGUUUGCAUCAUUAGUUAAAGUGUUAAUCCCAGAUGUUAAUCCCGAAAAAGGAGCUUUAAAGAAAAUCAUGUGACAACAGGCUACUUCUGCUUUCUUUAAUGUGAUAACCAACAUCAUUUGUUGUGAUCAUCAUAAAAUUAAAUGUAUCAAGCAGCCUGUAGUUUCAAAAUGUCUGCGUAAUUAAAUCUUUAAGAUGUAAACAAUGUCAUUCAAUGUGGUUUAGUGCAAAAUGCUCCGUUCUAGAGAAACUUAAGAUGCAGAAUUGUUCACAGCAGUGGUGAUGGGAACCAGACAUCUGAAGUGAAUACCUCUGUACAAGCUACCACACAGCAGGUCAUUAUAUGAAAUGUACCCUGACUGAUGCCUGAGACAUUCCUUUUAUGAUAGUUUUAACAUAAGCUUUUAGCCUAAAACAUAUUUUUAAAAAUAUAUUAAUGGUGGACAUGUAAAUGCAAAGCCUUAUAAGGCAAAAUCAUACUUGAUGAAACUAUUCUUUCUAUUCUUUUACCACUAUUUUACUAUUCUCAACAUAUUAACAUAUUCCAUGUGAAAACUUAGAAGACAUGCAGGUUCACUGAUUAUUUUGGAGAGUAAAUAAAAUGGCUGUAUUUGCAGUGUAGACAUUAUGACACCUGUUUCCUGUCACCACUAUGAAGAAAUCAGAGUCUGUAAGUUUCUCUUUGUUUACAUCUCACUGAUUGAACUAUGCAGAUAUGCAAAUAAAUUUCCCUUUAACUUUCCUGUCCUACACAUGAAGUGUUGAUGUUUGAUAGUUAAGCUCAGUAGGACAAAUACUACAGCACAGCAAUGCAACACAGCAGUCCACUUGGUGGGAAAGCAUGGGGAAUAAGGAGAUCUGGAUUUUGACUAGUGUGUCAUAAGACUGCACAGUAGUUUCCAUUAUGUAGUAAAAUUAGCUAAUUCCAAAAUGUGGAUCUAAUAAUAGCAACAGCUUUUCUGUUUGCAGUUCAAACUGUUAAUCCCUUAUUGUUCUGUGAAACAAGCCUAGUGGAUGUCAUGGUCCCAUAUGUGUACAACACAUGCAGGUCUAUGUUGUGAACACAGGAAAAUUGUAUGUGCAAGGUGCAAAAUAAACUAUUUUUUGUAA
Pygocentrus nattereri (red-bellied piranha) is the source of this 3537-nucleotide messenger RNA. RefSeq names its product abhydrolase domain containing 2, acylglycerol lipase b (gene abhd2b). Gene Ontology annotation, biological process: steroid hormone receptor signaling pathway; medium-chain fatty acid biosynthetic process; medium-chain fatty acid catabolic process. Bases 330 to 1622 code for a protein of 430 amino acids. The record is from RefSeq and is a predicted model, not a curated record. The transcript has 11 exons. Gene Ontology annotation, molecular function: acetylesterase activity; monoacylglycerol lipase activity. Gene Ontology annotation, cellular component: sperm flagellum; sperm plasma membrane. Lineage: Eukaryota; Metazoa; Chordata; Actinopteri; Characiformes; Serrasalmidae.